This is a messenger RNA of Saccostrea cuccullata (small rock oyster), 378 nucleotides long. RefSeq lists its product as uncharacterized. The transcript has 3 exons. The coding region runs from base 25 to 378 and encodes 117 amino acids. The record is from RefSeq and is a predicted model, not a curated record. NCBI's taxonomy places the organism in Eukaryota, Metazoa, Mollusca, Bivalvia, Ostreida, Ostreidae.
CCCCGAUAGGACCAAUGUAGCUUUAUGUGGUAUGUUAGGAUGGCUCGCUUAGUGAUCAUCACUUAUCUCGCUCUUACCUUGGUCUCCUAUGUCCAUUGUUUAACGCUGCAAAACAGGCACAUAAAAUGGGGAAAGAGAAAUGAAUUAAAGGAACUGGUUGAUGAUCUGAAAGAAGAGGAAAAACGCAGCGAACACGCCCAUGGUAUUAUUUUCUUCUUUGGUGACCUGAACAGAGAUGGGCGUUUGACGGAAGUUGAACUUAGAAGACUCUUCUCCGGAAACGUAUUCACUUCUCAUCUCGAUGACUUAAUUACUGUAUUAAUGUCACGUGAUCUAGACAACAGCCAGUCUCUGGAUGUGAAUGGGACAAGGAUUUGA